CCCGCGCUUUGGCUUCCGGCUGACAGAUAUAAAAGGCGCGGCCGUUUCUUGUCCCAGGUCAGUCAUCGCGUUGGUUGUCCGCUGUUAACAUACACGGACACGAACGCACGAACAGACGGUUGGGCGGAUUCACACGCACACAUACGCACGCCCGGCUAUUACACGAAAGGCAGCACCAUGGUGACGGCGACGCUGGUGGUGGUGACAGUGCUGGUGACUGGGGUGUGUGCCUUGCCAGUUGGGAUUCCUUAUCCCCGCCACGACCAUGACACCUCCUAUGCCCGCGACGACCCCUACGCCCACUACCGCUACGAGGAAACCACCACGCCCAAGCCCGUCCACAUCCCAGUGACUCCCCCGCCUGAUCUCAACUUUUCUACGUCCACGCCCAGACCGGGGUCGGCCCUUCAUGCCGUGAAGUUCAUGCAGCAGUUCGGCUACGUUCCGAAGGGUGACAACGACACAGACUUUCUCUUCACAUCUCAAUCACUGGAGGAAGCCAUCAAACGCAUGCAGAGGUUCGGAAACAUCCCUCAGACGGGCCUCAUCGAUAAUGCUACGUUGGUGCUGAUGGAGACUCCUCGCUGUGGUCUUCCCGAUAUGGACCCUCAAGAUUUCCUGGACAAACCACACAUCCGACGCAAGCGAUACAUUGUGGGGUCUGGCGGAUGGAACAAAAGGAGGCUGACUUAUUAUGUCGCCAACUGGUCGCCUCAGCUACGGUCGAAGGAAGUGGUACAGAGAGAGCUAAGGAGAGCCUUUGAUGCCUGGAGCACGUACUCUCACCUACAGUUCAAUGAGUCAUCCCAUCAAGAUGCUGACAUCAUAAUCUUUUUCGCCAACUACGCGCAUGGUGACGGGUACGCAUUUGAUGGGCCUAGCGGGAUCCUGGCUCACGCUUACUACCCCUACGAGUUCGGCUCCUACGGUGGUGAUGUUCACUUCGACGAGAGCGAGACCUGGACUACGAAACCCAAGGACCAGUACUCAGGGCUGGAUUUCUUCACGGUGGCCGUACACGAGAUUGGUCACUCCCUGGGUCUGGCCCACUCCCCCGUGUCAGGCUCCAUUAUGUUCCCUUACUACAAAGGCUACACCGCUAACUUUGCCCUGGACUACGACGAUGUCAUGGCUAUGUGGGAGCUGUAUAUUAAGCGUAAACUGAAAGGGGACGACGAAUAUUUUAAGUCAACGACGUCCACCACAACCACGACACCAGAGAAUGACGACCGCCAGUCAGACGCGGCCGGUGACGACCACGACAACGAGAACGGGGACGGAGAUGGUGUCCACAAGAAAGACGACGGCGGUAACGACGAUGAAGACUUCUACGAGGAAGACAGGAAGCGCCGGGAGGAGGUCGAGAAGACAAGGGCGGAAGAACGCAGGAGGCAGCGGGAGGAGGAAGAGGAGAGACGGCGCUGGGAGGAGGAUAUCAGGAGGAAGGAGGAAGAGACUCGACGUCGGGAGGAAGAGGAACGGAGGAGGUGGGAGGAGGAGGAAGAUAACAACUGGGGGAGGAGGGAGGAAGCCUCUACUAAGCCUCCUCCUACUCUUCCAAACAUCUGCUACGGGAAUUACGACGCCGUGGCUAUGCUGAGGAGGGAACUGUUUAUCUUCAAGGAUGAGUACCUGUGGCGCUACAGUGAGCGGGGUCGCAUCCGUCCCGGCUAUCCAUCCCUCAUACGCACCCUCUUCCCGGCCCUCCCAGCCUUCCUGAAGAAGGUGGACGCUGUGUACGAGAGGGACACCGACAGUAGUAUUGUCUUCUUCAUAGGGAAGUACUAUUACGUGCACGAUGGUAACCGCCUAGUGGAGGAUUCACCGAGGCCCCUCACAGACCUGGGCCUACCGGAGAUACAGACCAGCAUCGACGCCGCCUUCUACUGGCCCAGAGCAAAAAAGACUUACUUCUUCAGCAAGAACUGGUACUUCCGCUACAAUGAUACAGCCCGUCAGAUGGACUCUGGCUACCCCAAGGACAUAAGCAAGUGGAAUGGCCUGCCUGGUGACCUUGACGAUGCCUUCACCUGGACUGAUGGACAGUCCUACUUCUUACGAGGUUACCAGUUCUGGAAGUUCGAUAAUGUGAAGAUCAAGCCAGCUGCCGGAUAUCCCAAAGAGGCACCACAAUAUUGGGCCCAGUGUCCAAGUAAUCAUAAAAAAUAACUGACAAACCCUCUAGAAAUUUUAGACUGAAAUUAUUUGGAGUGAAAACACAAAAGAGGUAUUGAACUGUCCCACAAACAAUGCUCAAUCCUGCCUACUUCGGAUCAACACUCUGCCAGCCAGCCCACUACCGCAUCUCACCUUUAGUGUUUCUUUAAAGGACAACUCCCAAGGAAGGCUACAGUACAGUACAGUACUUUUAUAAUUAAUGCUAACGACAAUCUUUUAUUCCAAAACAACCAUGAAAAUUAGUGUCACUAUUUCCAAAUUAAAAAGUAAAAUACUUAACACAAUUCUGAAGAUUUUUUCUAACAUUUGCCUAAAGUAUUGAUAAUGUCAAUUGCACAAACUCUACAACACUAGCUUCUCUCUUUUAUUUCUAAGUUAUAUCAGAGUACUGUACUAUCUUCUGUUUCUUGCACAAAUUCAUCCACAUACUGCCACAAGAUGCUAUGGGCAGACAAAAAGUGAAGGAGUUUAGUUGAUAGGUCAAGUACGAUAGGCCACGUGAAACGAAAUUUAAGACAAGUACAGUACUGUACAGCAGUAACGUUCACACCUCUCACCACUGUGUCCUGGGUUCAAGUCCUGGCCCAGAACAGAUGUGGGAAGGGUGUUAUCUAUUGUGACCGGGGUAAUCUGUUUUCUUCCAGUACUAGCACUGAACAACAAAGUUCAUAACUACCCAAAUGGCUAGUAAGCUGAUAAGCGGUGAAAUGAUUAAAAAAAAAAAUACACAAGUCAGGAUGGGGAGUUUGCACUGUUUGAUCAU
Molecule: messenger RNA, 2941 nt
Organism: Homarus americanus (American lobster)
Lineage: Eukaryota; Metazoa; Arthropoda; Malacostraca; Decapoda; Nephropidae
Product: matrix metalloproteinase-17-like
Exons: 13
Coding region: 178-2169 (663 amino acids)
Biological process (GO): extracellular matrix organization; collagen catabolic process; proteolysis
Cellular component (GO): extracellular matrix
Molecular function (GO): zinc ion binding; metalloendopeptidase activity
Source: RefSeq, a predicted model, not a curated record